Molecule: messenger RNA, 2638 nt
Organism: Mercurialis annua (annual mercury)
Lineage: Eukaryota; Viridiplantae; Streptophyta; Magnoliopsida; Malpighiales; Euphorbiaceae
Product: cell division cycle protein 48 homolog
Exons: 1
Coding region: 103-2526 (807 amino acids)
Biological process (GO): mitotic spindle disassembly; autophagosome maturation; retrograde protein transport, ER to cytosol
Cellular component (GO): cytosol; nucleus; VCP-NPL4-UFD1 AAA ATPase complex
Molecular function (GO): polyubiquitin modification-dependent protein binding; ATP binding; ATP hydrolysis activity
Source: RefSeq, a predicted model, not a curated record
AUUAUAUCACACCAUAACAAAUUUGUUUUGCCGUACUCACUUCUUCAUAUUGCUUUUGCUUUUAAUCAAUUUCUCUUGUACUUUGUUUUUGCGGUUCACGUCAUGUCUAACCAAGCUGGCUCAUCUGAUUCUGGAGGAACAAAAAAAGAUUACAGUACUGCAAUUUUAGAACGUACAAAAUCACCGAAUCGACUUGUUGUUGAUGAAUCCAUUAACGACGAUAACUCCAUUAUUUCUCUCCAUCCUCAUACUAUGGACACUCUCCAGUUUUUUCUCGGCGACACCAUCUUGAUCAAAGGAAAGAAAAGGAAGGACACAAUCUGCAUUGCUCAUGCAGACGAAUCAUGCGAAGGGUCGAAAAUCAGGAUGAACAAGGUCGUCAGGUCGAACCUGAGAGUUAGGCUUGGAGAUGUUGUCUCUGUUCAUCAAUCUCCUGAUGUUAAAUACUGCAAGCGUGUGAAUAUUCAGCCUAUUGAUGACACAAUUGAAGGGGUUUCGGGGAAUCUGUUUGAUGUGUAUCUGAAACCUUAUUUUCUUGAAACGUUUCGUCCCAUCAGGACAGGUGAUUUGUUUCUUGUACGAGGUGGGAUGAGAAGUGUUGAGUUUAAGGUUAUGGCCACUGAUCCUGAUGAGUACUGUGUGGUUGCGCCGGAUACGGAGAUUUUCUACGACGAAGAGGGGGUGAGUAGGGAAGAGGGAGACAGAUUGGAUGAGAUUGGGUAUGAUGAUGUUGGUGGCGUCAGGAAACAGAUGGCUCAGAUUAGGGAAGCGGUGGAGCUUCCGUUGAGGCAUCCGAAGCUUUUCAAGACGAUUGGAGUGAAGCCGCCGAAGGGAAUUCUGCUCUAUGGGCCUCCUGGAACGGGAAAGACGUUGAUUGCGCGCGCCAUCGCGAACGAAACGGGUGCUUUUUUCUUCUGUAUUAAUGGACCUGAGAUUAUGUCGAAAAUGGCUGGGGAAAGUGAAAGUAAUCUCAGGAAAGCUUUUGAGGAAGCAGAGAAGAAUGCGCCUUCCAUUAUUUUUAUUGAUGAAAUCGACUCCAUUGCGCCUAAAAGAGACAAAACGAACGGAGAAGUUGAAAGGAGAAUAGUCUCGCAGCUUUUAACGCUCAUGGACGGACUUAAAUCUCGCGCACAUGUUAUUGUCAUAGGAGCAACAAAUCGUCCCAACAGUAUUGAUCCAGCUCUGAGGAGAUUCGGGAGAUUCGACAGGGAAAUCGAUAUUGGUGUUCCUGAUGAAGUUGGCCGUCUCGAGGUUCUUAGAAUCCAUACUAAGAACAUGAAGCUUACCGAGGAUGUCGAUUUGGGAAAAACUGCGAAGAACACACAUGGUUAUGUUGGUGCUGAUUUAGCAGCGCUUUGCACGGAGGCUGCACUUCAGUGUAUCAGAGAAAAAAUGGAUGUGAUUGACUUAGAAGACGAAUCCAUAGAUGCUGAGAUACUUAACUCCAUGGCGGUCACUAACGAACACUUCGACACUGCUCUAGGGAUCAGUAACCCAUCGGCUUUGCGCGAAACGGUUGUUGAAGUGCCUAAUGUAAGCUGGGAAGAUGUUGGUGGGCUCGAAACUGUGAAGCGCGAGCUUCAAGAGACAGUUCAAUAUCCGGUGGAGCAUCCUGAGAAAUUUGAGAAAUUUGGCAUGUCGCCAUCGAAAGGUGUUCUGUUCUACGGUCCGCCUGGUUGUGGUAAAACUCUUCUAGCCAAAGCUAUUGCGAAUGAAUGCCAGGCUAAUUUCAUUAGCAUCAAAGGUCCUGAAUUGCUUACCAUGUGGUUCGGAGAAAGCGAAGCCAAUGUGCGAGAAAUUUUCGACAAGGCUCGUCAGUCUGCACCUUGUGUUCUGUUCUUUGAUGAGCUUGACUCAAUUGCGACUCAGAGAGGUAGUAGCGGAGGAGAUGCCGGUGGUGCUGGCGAUAGGGUUUUGAAUCAGCUUUUAACAGAAAUGGACGGAAUGUCAGCUAAGAAAACAGUUUUCAUAAUCGGUGCUACUAACCGACCAGAUAUAAUCGACUCUGCACUUCUCCGACCUGGCAGGCUCGAUCAACUAAUCUAUAUUCCUCUUCCUGACGAAGACUCUCGCCAUCAGAUUCUCAAGGCGUGCCUCAGGAAAUCACCGGUUGCCAAAGACGUUGAUCUCAGACUACUUGCGAAAUACACUCAGGGUUUCAGCGGGGCUGAUUUGACUGAAAUCUGCCAGCGCGCUUGCAAAUACGCUAUCAGGGAGAACAUUGAAAAGGAUAUUGAGAGGGAGAGGAAGCGAAGAGAUAAUCCUGACGCUAUGGAGGAAGACAUGGAUGAAGAUGAUGAAGUGGCAGAGAUUAACGCGUCACAUUUUGAGGAAUCGAUGAAGUACGCUCGCCGUAGUGUAAGUGAUGCUGAUAUCAGGAAAUACCAGGGGUUUUCUCAGACUUUGCAUCAAUCAAGAGGCGUUGGAUCGGAAUUCAGGUUUUCUGAAACCAAUGGAUCAGCUGCUGGAACUGAUCUGUUUGCGAAUUCUGCUGCCGGGGCUGAUGAUGAUGAUUUAUACAAUUAGACUGUCUUUUUUAUUUUCUUACAUCUAUACUAGUUGUAGUCUUUAGUUUUAAUUAUGGAUGAUUGUGUUUUUUAGUUACAAGUUUAUUAGUAUUUGAUCAUUUUUUAAAAUU